Messenger RNA from Cylicocyclus nassatus, 411 nucleotides. The record is from the annotation of a GenBank genome assembly. Lineage: Eukaryota; Metazoa; Nematoda; Chromadorea; Rhabditida; Strongylidae.
AUGGUCAAGGAUACACCGGUUUACCCAAUUCCUUCUGUGGACCGCCAGCGAAAACGAAGGCUGCAGUUUGAUGAAACGCCUCCACGAUCCCCUGACUUGGACGAGGCCGCCAAUUCGCUAUUGCUGGACGAUAAUUUCCCGCUAUAUGCUAGGACUAUAAUCGGAUACUUGCUGGAAAGUCGCAAACAAAUGGAGUCGAUUGUCAGAAGCAAUCGUGAGUUGAUGGACGAAGUGAAAAAAUUAUCUGAUCAAAGAACCAGUCGGAAGCCGAAUCAACUUCUGUGGAUCAAAUCGGAACAAAUCUUCCGAGUCAAACCGCCGUGGAUCAAAUUGGAUGGCAGGAACAAGAAAGAAGACGAUCGUUGGUACUGGCUGGAAUUCCGGAAUAUCGUGGUGGACCAAGCAGCGUAA